CCACCAUCUGACAGCACCGUUUAAUCCGAUUUCGCACACGGGAGAAACUGUGGCGAAAAAGGAGAGAUUGAACAACCACGUGGACAGAAUCCAUGUAUAUAUCUCUCUGUCUUCUGAACUGGUCCUCACAUGGCACAUUAGAAAAGUGAACCAUAUAUAUAAAACCCUAGUUUCUAUCUCUUUUCAUACAAACUCCGAUCACCGGAAAAAUUCCCGGUGACGGAAAAAACAUUUUCAAUAUAAAAACCUAGCAAACUCACAGGCAUGGAUUCCCCGAAGACCACCGAGAAGAAGACAAAGGCUCAUCGCAACGUCUGGUUGCGUCGCUCUGUUGCCCUUCUCUUCUCUCUCAUCGCCCUCUUGGUCAUAUCAUUUUUGAUAGGGGUUUUCGCUGCUUUGGUCGGUAAUUCAUCAAUUUCCGAUCCGAUCUCUGUUCCCUCCCAGUGCAAGAUAGUCUCCAGCAGUGUGGAUCUUAGGUCAUCUAAGGUCUGUGAGCUUGGGCUGUUAAAUUAUAAAGCAAAGCAUGUCUUCUACCCCUUUGAAAGAAAGAAAUUUCGAUGUCGUUAUGAUUACUAUUGGGCUUCUAUAUUCAAGGUUGAAUACAAUGAUCAUUUGGGCCAGACACAGCUUGCACUUGCAGAGGCUCCAAAUGAGGCCCUUCCCCUUGAUUGCAGGCCUAAUUUUGGUGUUGCAUGGUUGACCAAAAAUAAGUUCAAGGUGAAUGAAACUUACGACUGCUGGUACACAUUUGGUCUGUCAAAAGUAAACAUUUAUCACGACAAUUUCUUUAAUUGCCAAGCUAAAGAUCCAUCUGCCAUUGAGAUGCUCAGACGAUAUUUCAUCCUGUCCUUGAGGAUAUUAGAAUCCUGGUAUACCAACCGAGGUAGAGCCUGGUACUGGAAGUGGGAAGCAAUGGCCGGUCUUAUAACUGGUUUUUCGACUUCCUUGAUCUCCAUUACCAUGUUUAGAAUUCUCCAACAAGUGAAGUCUUGUUUGCCUCAAAUCUGUAAGCGGGCUUGUUUGUUUAUAGCAUACUUCUCAGUUGUGGGUUGGUUGUCCAUCCAAUAUGGGAGAAAGCUCGGCCUCCCAGACAUUUUCAGAGUAAUCUAAUACAAGACAGCACUCAUUUCGGCAACUUUUUUUUACAAAUGAGAAAUAAAUGUAACUUUAUUUUGUGCAGAGUGUUCCCGAGUAGCUGUGGCCUGUUGUAGUUUAUCAUACAUGUAAUAUAUCUGGCCAAGUAAGUAGGAAAACUGUUUGUGUAAAGGUAACUUGUGAAAUAGAAUUGUUGCAGUUUGGCGAAUGUUGGGCUUGAGAUGCAUUGUCAGCACUUUAGCUGGCGUAUGUGUGAAAAUAGAAUAAUGUCGAAGAUCUUGUUUUUGGCUCA
Messenger RNA from Camellia sinensis, 1387 nucleotides. Its product is annotated as exopolysaccharide production negative regulator. NCBI's taxonomy places the organism in Eukaryota, Viridiplantae, Streptophyta, Magnoliopsida, Ericales, Theaceae. The record is from RefSeq and is a predicted model, not a curated record.